This is a messenger RNA of Xenopus laevis (African clawed frog), 1777 nucleotides long. RefSeq names its product EBP, cholestenol delta-isomerase S homeolog (gene ebp.S). The record is from RefSeq and is a predicted model, not a curated record. Bases 666 to 1355 code for a protein of 229 amino acids. NCBI's taxonomy places the organism in Eukaryota, Metazoa, Chordata, Amphibia, Anura, Pipidae. Gene Ontology annotation, biological process: sterol biosynthetic process; cholesterol biosynthetic process; sterol metabolic process. The transcript is spliced from 5 exons. Gene Ontology annotation, molecular function: cholestenol delta-isomerase activity; steroid Delta-isomerase activity; C-8 sterol isomerase activity. Gene Ontology annotation, cellular component: endoplasmic reticulum; membrane.
GUUAAAGAAAUAAAUAACAUGGGGCCCAGGCCAAUGUGCUGCCACUUCCCAGCCAGUCGUGCUGGAUUUUACUAACCAGCCAGCUCACGGGGAAGAAGCAGAUUAAUCUGCCAAUGCUGCCUCCCCCAGUCUCUGGCACUUGGUAUGGCCCUUGGCUCCUGCUUAGUGGGGCGCCAGGCACGUACCUCAUAUGCAACCUACGCAUAGUCUGCCAAGCGUUACCUCAGUGAAAAGUAGGUUCGCUCUCUAACGUCAAAGGUUGCGCACUAUUGCGGCAGGGGACGAAGUGACCGUCCCGGCGGUGCUGAGGGGGAAUGGAAAUGGGGCUCCCUGCGCUUGCGCACUACCCUACAUAAACAUUUGACGGUGUCAACUCUGCAUAGGUAUCCAAGAACAUGGCGGAGUACUCCUCUACACACAGGCCUCAUAUUUUUUUUCUCGCGGUUCAAAGUCCGACGCGCUGAAUAAUUGGUGACUUGGUCUCCAAAGCGACCCGAUGAGCAGCUAGCCAAUCAACGUCCAUUUCUGCGCGCUCCGGCCAAUGCGCCGAUAUGAAACGAGAGUCUUCCGAUUGACAAAUAUCGGCUCAGGGACCGCCUCCUGCCUAAGUAGCCAAUGAGAGAACUCGUAAAGACAGACUCAUUUUGGGGUUCCCAAUUGUCGCUAUGGCUUCAGAGUCGCCCCCAGCCAUGCCGCAUCCGUAUUGGCCCCGUGAGCUGCGCCUGGAGGGGUACCGACCCAAUGACCGCUCCAUGGGAGAGAUCCUGGCCUUCCUCUUCUCCGUGUCGGGGGUGCUGCUGGCUUCCAUGUGGCUCCUGACUGGAAGGGCCCGUGGGAUGGGCACCGGACGCAGAUUCGCCGUUUGCUGGUUCACCGUGUGCGCUUUUAUCCACGGAGUCAUUGAAGGCUGGUUCGCCCUGUACUACCAGGACCUCCCCCGGGACCAGGCCUUCCUCUCCCAGCUCUGGAAGGAAUAUUCCAAAGGGGACAGCAGAUAUGUCGCGGCAGAUAAUUUCACUGUGUGUAUGGAGACCAUCACGGCUUGGGCUUGGGGCCCCCUGAGCGCAUGGACUGUAAUUUCCUUCCUGCAGCAGAACCCACAGCGUUAUGUGCUCCAGCUCAUUGUAUCUCUAGGCCAGCUGUAUGGAGAUGUGCUAUAUUUCUACACGGAGUAUCGGGAGGGGUUCAGUCACAGUGAGAUGUGGCACCCGCUCUACUUCUGGUUCUACUUUGUCUUCAUGAACUUCCUGUGGAUCAUCAUCCCCUCCAUCCUCAUUGUGGAUUCCUGGCUCCAACUGAGUCGGGCACAGAGGCUGUGCGAUGCCGCCUCUUUGGCCAAGGCAAAGAGGAAGUGAAGAGCCCCCUGCUGGAGCCUCUGGCACAUUACACCCAAUUACUGAGCAUUAUCCUGAUUGGGCACGGGAGUCACCGGCUCUGCGGGGUCAUGUAUGUACACGCCCACCUAUGCUUUGGGCCCCCCAGCAAGGCCAGCUGCACCAUUUGCCAAUGACUUGCUGCAGUUACUGGUGGUAAAAUGAGUGCUGAUUUGCCCUUUAAAGGAAAAAACAACCACCUUGGGGCUUGCUCUCAUAGACUGGAGUCCAAUGGGAAAGCUUUGCACCUUUUCUAUAGGGGGGGGGGGUUACUUUGCCCUUGAACCACACAGGGUAACAAUCUGCCCUAUGGCCAUUCAUUUCCCACAAUUCCCAGCACUUUGUCGGGCUCUGGGGCCCCUGCUGCAAGUUUGUGUUCAGAAAUAAACUUGGAGUGUUGUGUA